AAAAUAGGGAAAACUCCUUCAGCCGUUCCCGAAGCUCCAGCGUUUCCAGUAUUGACAGGGACUCAAAGGAGGCAAUUACAGCUUUGUACUUCAUGGAGUCCUUUGCCCGAAAGAAUGACUCCGCUGUCUCCUCCUGUCUCUGGGUUGGAACGGGCCUCGGUAUGGUCUUAAUCCUCUCCCUUAAUCUGCCUGCUAGUGAUGACUUACGACAGUCAGAGCCAGUCAUGGUGUCACCCAGUGGCACAGUUCUGACACUGAAAGGAGCCGUGCUGACCUUUGCAUGCUUGGACUGCAUGGGGACAUUGACACAUCCACCGUAUGAAGUAUGGAGGGACCCACACAGUGCUGAUGACGGUGAAAAAACAAGAAAAAGGAAACUUGUCAUGCAUUCCCCUUCCUCCUCCCAGGAUAUGGGUGAUCAUCAAUUUGCAGUCAUUUGUUCAGAAAAACAAGCCAAAGUCUUCUCAUUGCCUUCCCAAACAUGUCUUUAUGUCCACAACAUCACCGAAACGUCCUUUUUAUUGCGAGCAGAUGUGGUCACCCUCUGUAACAGCGUCUGUCUGGCGUGCUUUUGUGCCAAUGGGCACAUCAUGACACUGAGCUUGCCCAGCCUUCGCCCGCUGCUGGAUGUCAACUAUUUGCCAGUGACAGACAUGAGGAUAGCGCGGACCUUUUGUUUCACUAACGAAGGGCAAGCUUUGUACCUCAGCUCUCCCACAGAGAUCCAGCGCCUGACAUACAGCCAGGAGAUGUGCGACAAUCUGCAGGACAUGCUUGGGGAUUUGUUUACUCCUGUGGAAACACCAGAAGCCCAAAACAGAGGCUUUCUCAAAGGACUUUUUGGAGGAAGUGGACAAGCUUUUGACAGAGAGGAGCUUUUUGGUGAGGCCACAGCAGGAAAAGCCUCCCGCAGUCUUGCCCAGCACAUCCCUGGAUCCGGUGGAAUUGAAGGCGUGAGAGGAGCCGCGGGAGGAGUCAUUGGGGAUUUGACUCGUGCGCGCAUUGCCCUGGAUGAGAGAGGCCAGAAACUGGGAGAGCUGGAUGAAAGGACUGCGAGCAUGAUGGCCAGUGCGGAAGCAUUUUCCAAACAUGCACAUGAGGUGAUGCUGAAAUACAAGGACAAAAAGUGGUACCAGUUUUAGACUUUCAAAGCAGCAGCUUGCAGUGGAGAACACUGUUCAGGGAAGCAACGUUCAUUCCCAAAUCUACCAGUCACUGGCCAGAGACAGUCUUCUCUCCUAGAAGAUGUUUUCCUGUUACGAUUAUUGGAUUCAUCACUGUGGGAGUCAAGGAGAAAUUUAAGAGACCGUGGGACGGAAGCUAGAAUCAUGUGGGUCUUACUCCAACAGCUGGCUCAUGCAGUAGCCGAUUUUUUCCAAAAGGAACUCAACCAUCACUGUGGCAUGUAGUUUUUCAGAAGCUGUAGGUAUGAACUGUGGGGAGUGCGUCGGAUUAAAAAUAUUCUGUACAAACUCGAAUGUUAAUGCACUUAUGAAACUUUGCAUGACUAGUUGACAUCU
This is a messenger RNA of Apaloderma vittatum (bar-tailed trogon), 1520 nucleotides long. Its product is annotated as syntaxin-binding protein 5-like. NCBI's taxonomy places the organism in Eukaryota, Metazoa, Chordata, Aves, Trogoniformes, Trogonidae. Gene Ontology annotation, cellular component: plasma membrane; SNARE complex; cytoplasm. Gene Ontology annotation, molecular function: GTPase activator activity; myosin II binding; syntaxin binding. The transcript has 6 exons. Gene Ontology annotation, biological process: regulation of protein secretion; regulation of exocytosis. The annotation marks the transcript as partial. The record is from RefSeq and is a predicted model, not a curated record.